CCGGGAGCGCCGCCGCCUCCGCGCCGCCAUGGCCGCACCCGUGCCCGGUCUCAUCUCGGUCUUCUCCACCCCGCAGGAGCUGAGCGCGUCGCUGGCGCAGCUGGUGGCGCAGCGGGCCGCAAGCUGCCUGGAAGGGAACCGUGGCCGCUUCGCGCUUGGCCUGUCAGGCGGCAGCCUGGUCUCCAUGCUGGCCCGAGACCUGCCCGCUGCUGCCGCUCCCGCCGGGCCCGCCAGCUUUGCACGCUGGACGCUCGGCUUCUGCGACGAGCGCCUCGUGCCCUUCGAACACGCCGAGAGCACGUACGGCCUCUACCGGACACAGCUGCUCUCGAAGCUGCCCAUCCCAGACAGCCAGGUUCUCACCAUCGACCCUGGUCUACCUGUGGAGGACGCUGCAGAGGACUAUGCCAGGAAACUGAGGCAGGCCUUCCAAGGAGACGCUGUCCCUGUGUUUGACCUGCUGAUACUGGGAGUGGGCCCUGAUGGGCACACCUGCUCGCUCUUCCCUGGUCAUCCCCUCCUACAGGAGCAGGAGAAGAUUGUGGCUCCCAUCAGUGACUCCCCAAAGCCACCACCGCAGAGGGUGACCCUGACGCUCCCUGUGCUGAACGCAGCCCAGAGUGUCAUAUUCGUGGCCACGGGGGAAGGCAAGGCAGCUGUGCUGAAGCGCAUCCUGGAGGAUAAGGAGGGCGCGCUGCCCGCUGCCAUGGUGCAGCCAAGCACGGGCGCCCUCUGCUGGUUCCUGGACGAGGCCGCUGCACGGCUGCUGUCCGUGCCCUUCGAGAAGCAUUCCACGUUGUAGGGGCCGCGCCACGCACCCCGUGGGCACUUGAGGUCGCGGGAGCUGUGGGAGCGGACUAGCUGCGGAUUAAACAGCUUUGCUGUAA
Molecule: messenger RNA, 887 nt
Organism: Grammomys surdaster
Lineage: Eukaryota; Metazoa; Chordata; Mammalia; Rodentia; Muridae
Gene: Pgls
Product: 6-phosphogluconolactonase
Exons: 5
Coding region: 29-802 (257 amino acids)
Biological process (GO): carbohydrate metabolic process; pentose-phosphate shunt
Molecular function (GO): 6-phosphogluconolactonase activity
Source: RefSeq, a predicted model, not a curated record